AUGGUACUAAAUAAGUUGGAAAAAAGAUUUAUCUCAAAUAUAUUAUUGAUGAGCAAAAAAAAUAAAGAAAUUUUACGAAAAAAUGAUGUUAAAACAAAAUCUGAUAUGGAACCUCAAGUGAUUGAAGAAAUUAAAAAGAAAAAAAAAAUUUUUAAACCUAGAGGUAGAACAUAUUUUAAUGUUAGUACAUUAUAUACAAUAGCUAUUGCAAAUAUAGCUAUUGUAACAUUUGGAUUACAUCAAAUAUAUUAUCUAUACUAUGUUCAACCACAGUUAUCAGUUACAAAAUCAGAUUUACCUAUAGUUAGUAAUACUUCACCAAGUGAUUUAUUAAAAUGGAGUACAUAUCGUCCUCAUUUAUAUUUUGGUUUACGAAAUCGACAUCCAGAAUCACCAUUUUUUGGUUUAUUAUGGUAUGAACAUCCUACUGAAAAAACAUUAUUAUACAAUACACCUGUUCGUCAUUGGUGUGAAAGUGGAGAUUCUGUUAAAAAUUAUGCCUGGCUAUUUCAUGAUGGAAGAACAUAUGGAAAACAAAGAAUUAAUGAUGAAAAACAUCAGUUAAAUACAAGUUUUAUAAGUGAAGGACAUUCUUGGAGUGCUCAUGUAUCAAUAAAAAAUACCACAAAAACUACCAAAAGAAAUGUAGCAUUAAUUUUUUAUUUUGCAUCUCAAGAUAAUAAAACAUUAUUUGUUUAUGAUGAAAGAAAUAAAAAAAUUAGAGGUAAUUCAAAAAAUUUUGAACAUUUUGAGUUACAAUUUCAUUCAAAAAAUCAUAUUGAUCAAACAUUUUUAUUUAACUCAACAAUUAUUAAUCCUGUUUAUUAUAAAGAAUAUAUAAUGAAGAAUAGUAAAUUAUUGAAAGAAAGGCAAAAUUAUGUAUUACCAACAAUUAAACCGGUAAAAGAAACAACAACACCUCAAAAAUUUGUUGCUGUACAAUUUAAUUUUGAAGUUUCAGGAGAAGUUUAUAUUACAUAUAAAUCUAAAAAUGGUGGUGUUUAUGUAGGAGAAAAUUAUAAUGAAAAAUUGAAAGAAAAGGCAAAUAAAUUUUUGGUAAAAUUUGAGAAGAAAUUUAAUUUGAAUAAAAGGAAUGCUUCAUCUGCUCAUAAACAUAUGGGAAGGAUUGCUUUGUCAAAUAUGUUAGGUGGAAUUGGAUUUUUCCAUGGAUCAAAUAUUGUAAAAUCGAAAUAUGCUUCAAGUGACUAUUUACUUUAUUAUGGUCCUCAUAACUUGUUAACAGCUGUCCCAUCAAGACCUUUUUUUCCAAGAGGUUUCCUGUGGGAUGAAGCAUUUCAUAAUAUUUUAAUUAGAAAAUUUGAUCCUGAAUUAUCUUUUGAAAUAUUAGGUAGUUGGUUUGAUACUAUUAAUGUUGAAGGUUGGAUACCACGUGAAAUGAUACUUGGAAAUGAAGCACAAGCCAAAGUACCAUCUGAGUUUAUUAUUCAAAAGGAUGAUGUCGCUAAUCCUCCAGCUUUCUUUUAUUUAAUUGACCAAUUUUUACACAAUUUACAAUUUGUAAACAGUCACAAAGAAUCUUUAAUUAAACUAUAUCCUAGACUUCAACUCUGGUAUAAUUGGCUCAAAAAAAGUCAAAGUGGUCCAAAAAAAGAUCUUUUUAAAUGGAGAGGUCGUGAUGAUAAUGUUGAUAAAGUUUUAAACCCAAAAACACUUGCUUCAGGUUUAGAUGAUUAUCCUAGAGCUUCUGAUCCUUCUGAUGAAGAAUAUCAUUUAGAUUUAAAAUGUUGGAUGGCAUUAUGUAGUAGAGUUAUGAGACAAUUAUCAGAAAUUGUUAAAUCAGAUCAAAUAGAUGUUAUUGAAAAUUUACGCAAAGAAGAAAGUGAAUUAAAUAAUUAUGAAUUAUUAAAGAAAUAUCAUUGGUCUGAUGAAUCUGAGUCAUUUACAGAUUAUGGUAACCAUAGUAUGAAAGUUACAUUAGAAAAUGAAUUGUAUCGUGAUCAUAAUGGAUAUUUACAAUACAAAUGGUUUAGAAAAGUCUGGAAACCAGCAGAAUUACGUUUUGUUGAUGAUGUUUUUGGUUACAAUAGUAUAUUUCCAUUUCUUUUAAAACAAAUACCUCCAAAAGCCCCAGAGUUAAAGAUUAUUCUUAGAAAAAUUGGUGAUCCUGAUAUUUUAUGGAGCAAAUAUGGACUCAGAAGUGUAGCAAAGAAUUCUCCAUAUUACAAUAAAAGAAAUACUGAACACGAUCCUCCAUAUUGGAGAGGUAAUAUUUGGAUAAAUAUAAAUUAUAUGGCAUUAUCAUCUUUGAAGUAUUAUGCUGAUAUAAAAGGUCCCUAUCAAACUAUGUCUCUUCAUUUGUAUGAAAAAUUGCAAAGCAAUGUUGUAUCUAAUAUAGCCAACGAAUAUAAAAAAACGGGUUUCAUUUGGGAAAAUUACAAUGAUCAAACAGGUGCUGGACAAGGAACACGACCCUUCAAUGGAUGGAGUUCUUUAGUCUUAGCAAUGUUAUCUGGUGAUUUUAAUUAA
Messenger RNA from Strongyloides ratti, 2487 nucleotides. RefSeq names its product Glycoside hydrolase, family 63 and Six-hairpin glycosidase-like domain-containing protein. Gene Ontology annotation, biological process: oligosaccharide metabolic process; protein N-linked glycosylation. Gene Ontology annotation, molecular function: Glc3Man9GlcNAc2 oligosaccharide glucosidase activity. Lineage: Eukaryota; Metazoa; Nematoda; Chromadorea; Rhabditida; Strongyloididae. Gene Ontology annotation, cellular component: endoplasmic reticulum membrane. The transcript has 2 exons. The record is from RefSeq and is a predicted model, not a curated record. Bases 1 to 2487 code for a protein of 828 amino acids.